Messenger RNA from Didymodactylos carnosus, 1195 nucleotides. The record is from the annotation of a GenBank genome assembly. Lineage: Eukaryota; Metazoa; Rotifera; Eurotatoria; Philodinida; Philodinidae.
AUGUGUGAAUCAGAUACAAACAGUGGAAGAGGCAAUGAAAAUGGUGUUGAUUUAAAUCGAGAUUUUCCAAGUCAAUUUGAUAAUGUAUUAACAACGGAUUUAUUUAGUAAUAGACAACCGGAAACUAUUGCAAUUAUGAAAUGGAUAUUAAAAGAAAAUUUUGUUUUAUCGGGAAAUUUGCAUGGUGGAGAUAUAGUAGCUUCUUAUCCAUACGAUGAAACAGCACAUCAUAUAGCUAGUACUUAUGGAACAACACCCGAUGAUUCAUUAUUUCGACAUUUGGCACGUGUUUAUUCAAAUAAACAUUUGAAAAUGCAUUUUGGUAAUUCUUGUACUGAACAUUUUCCUGAAGGUAUUACAAACGGUGCAAAAAUGUAUGAUGUGGCAGGUAUGUUCCGAAAAAUUGACCGUACAGCACGUUGAUUUUUUUGGUUUCGCGUGCCAUUUUUUAUGUGGAUAUCACAGAGGAUCGCGAUUUGCACCAUCGUAUUCGCUAUGAUCUCUUGUCUAUAUGAUUCAGUUUUAAUUACAAAAAACUUCGUUUUGUCAAGUUUUUAUUUAAAAAAAGAAUAAGUGAGUUUUUAUGGUCGAAAAAUUAUCCAUAAAGCAUAAAAAAUGACAAAAUAAAGGCUGGACUUUGAUCUUAAAGUGGGAAUUUCGGAAGGAAAAGUCUCUCUUAGCUCUUUCUCACUUUCAUGAACGCUGAAAAGUUAAAAAAAUCAUUUCAUCACUUCUAUUUGAAAAAUAUUUUUGAUAAAUGGCGUCUAGACGAAAGGAGUAUUCUCGUGAUAUCAGAUGCUAAGGCGAUGAAAUAUUUUUUUCAAGUACUUGUGAGAUGACUUGAACUGUGAGGAUCAAGGUACAUCAAAAUAUAUACUUUGGAUGGUAUUUAAGCACAUUCGAACUUACUAAGUUUGAAAAAAAGACGAAACACCGAUCCCCAUUUCCCAAUGUUUAUUAAAAUCUACAAAUUCAAAAGCUAUUUUGUCAGCGGAUAGAACACAUCAGAACGUACUAGAAAAUGUCGAAUAGACAAAAAGCGCAACUCAUUUCUGUCGAGUUAAAGGGCAGAACAAAAUCAUAGCUAAUAUAUCAUUAACUUGAAACCGGCGCCAAAUGAACAAACUGACACCAAAGCAAAGCAAAUCGAUAUUAAACACUCUUUUACGGCUUAAAGUUAACCAUGAUAGGUCUA